UGGUGGAGGCUCAAAGGGUUUUUAAUCCAGCUUUUAAAAUUUGGACUUUUUCGGUUACCUCAGUGAAGAUUCAAUUUUGUGUUUUCAUUUGUUGCUGUGUUGUUGUUGUGAUUUAUCUUCUCAUUUAUAUUUGUAUUAUGGAAUGAGUGCAGUGGUAGAUCUUAGGAAUAUUCGUACAAAAGAAUUGAAUCUUAAAGAAGCGUUGUUUAUAGCUCAGCAAUAUAGAUUGUUUGUUCCCCCAAAUGCGGAUUUAGAUUUUUUGAGAUCUCAUAUUAGGAUCUUGAAAUUGUCGUUGUUACAACCUGAACAGCAUUUACUUAGUCAAGAGAAAGCUCUGAAUCAUAUAAUAGAAGGGGUCAGGUUAUCGAACGAAUUAGCGUUACAGCAUCCCAAUCUUGCCUUUUUAGAGCAGACGUUGAGAAGAAAAUUUACUCUGGAUUCCUCAGAAGUUAGUAAAAGUGAACAACCUAUAUCUGGAGACGAGGAUUCAAAUAUUCUUAAUAAAACUUUUAUUGAAAAUAAAGAUAGUGCGGUUCAGACAGACGCUAUUAUAAAAUCGGAUACAGUUGGUUCAUUUGAAACAUUGAAUAUGGCUGAUAAAAAGCGACCUUUCUUAGCUCCACGGAUAUAUGGAGGAAAGAAAUCGGAGGAUGUUAUAGAUUUUUUUAUUCAUUUUGAAAGAGUUUCAAAUGCAAAUUCGUGGGAUGAAAAGGAUAAAUUACUAUAUCUACCAUUUUACUUAGAAGGCAGUCCUUUGAAAUAUUUAGAUAUGAUCCAACUCUCGUUGACGGAAGCGAAUAGAUGGGAUUACAAAAAUGUUCGAUCUGAGCUCGAAAAGUAUUAUCAGCCUAUUCACAUGGAUAGGUAUGAAAUGGAGUUGACAAACAUAAGAAUGAAACCGUGUGAAGCAGCUAGGGAAUAUAUGGCCCAAGUUUUAGGAUUGUGCUCAAAGGUUGACCCGCAUAUGUCGGAAGGUAGGAAAAUAAAAUAUGUAUUGAAAGGAUUGUUACCUCAUAUUCAGGAUAGGGUAAUAAUGCUGCCUAACGAAUCCAUCGAUGAGUUAGAAAGAAAUUUACAGCGUUUUGAAUUUUCUCAAUACAUAGUGGAAGAUAGAGUAGGUCUAGGCAAAGCUUCAAUAGUUCAACGGGAUUCAUAUGAUCAUCACAUUAUGCAGAUAAGUAGAAAUGUGGAUAAACUUAUUGCGGAAAAAGAAUUAGCGGGGAGAAGAUUCAAUGACAGCAAUACGAGUGGCAACGAAAAUAAUAGGUCUUAUGGGAACAAAUUCAACAAUGGUAUUGAGAAGGGUCAAAGGUUUAAUAGAAAUAGGUAUGAAGGAAAUAGGUUUGAAGGGAAUAGGGUUGAAGGAAAUAGGUAUGAAGGAAAUAGGUUUGAAGGAAAUAGGUUCGAAGGAAAUAGAUUUGAAGGGAAUAGGUUUGAUCGAAGAAAUAGGAAUGAUAGAGAGGGAGAUAUUCAUCACAAAGAAAAUAUCAAGUUUCAAAGAAGAUGGUGUGCGAUAUGUGAGACCACUACGCAUACGACAGCUGAAUGCAGGUUUAAUUUGAGAAACAAAAAAACGGAAGAUGAAUUUUUUUGUCAUAUAUGCAAUGCCAAAAAUCAUUCCACUAUGUCGUGUAGGUACAAUGGGAGAAAGAAUGACUCAAAAAACUUGUAGCGGGGGCUCAGUUCUCGGCGACAGAGUAUAGGGGCCCCUUUUCACGUAACAAACGUGAUGAAUUGCAAGAAUCGGAUGUAAAAGACAUCGAUGAUGAUAAUAAUAAUAAUACUAAAUCAGGUGUGACAGAAACGUCAUUUAAAAAUGGGAUAUUGUGUGUUGAGGAUUCAAAACCUAUAGGUAAUAGCAUAGUAGAAACAAAUAUGAGUAUGGAUCAUGUUGAGGAUGGUGAUAGUCAGAAAUUUAUUAGUUAUUCAAAUUCAUUGUUGAGUAAGAAUCAUAAAACGCCGAUAUCAAUUCAAGGAAUAUCUUGCGAAGAAAAUAUAAAGAUAUUAUUAGAUACGGGUUCAAGUGUCUCACUCGUUAAUCUUGAAUUGAUUGAUCAUUGUCAAGGUCAGUCAUUGUUUGAAACAGACGUCAUUCUCACAGCCGCGAAUGGGUUACCAGUUAAGUCGUUGGGCAAGGUUUGUUUUGAUUUUCAAGUUGAUGGAGUCAAUGUCACUUGGGAAUGUUUUGUAGUGAGAUCAUUGUCCAUACAGUUAUUGUUGGGUGUUGAUUUUUUGUCUCGACACGGAGUCCGUUUAAAUUUUCAAAAACAAGAGAUGAAGAUUCUUUUAAACAAUAACAGUAUUGUUGUUCCAUUUUCAGUACAUGAUGAAAUUGCGAAGACGAAUUUAAUUCAAGUUAAAAUGGAUGAGCAGGUUAUUAUAAAACCGAAAGAGAUAUUAAAUAUUGAUGUUCAUGUUGAUAAGCAAAUUAAUGAGGACAGUAAAUUAUCAUUCAAGUUAAAUAAAUCAGAGUUGGAUAUUAUUUCUGUAGGUAAAUACAGUGAAAAUGAGAGAUACACAUUAAAAAUUCACAAUUCGGCUGAGUCAGUAGUUCAGUUGUUGGAUCGGCAAGUGAUAGGCGAUGCUACGAUUUCGCAAUCAACUGAUGACGCUGGGCUUUUGCGAGCGGAUGAAAGUAGGCCAAUGAUUAGUAAAGAUGUAUUUUUAAAAGACUAUAUCAAAUUGAGUUCAGGUGAAGAAAAACAUUUUUCUACGUUGGAGUCGAAUUAUGUGGUCAGCGGUUUUAAAAAUCGCAAAAAUUAUUUUAUUGAUAAGGAGUCAAUAAUUGGUUUCGUAUCGCAGAGCAGAGAAGGUCUCAAUUUUAUUGCUAGCAAUGUCGAUUCAAAUGAGAUUAUUCUCGAAAAUAAUGAAUGUAUUGGGAAAUUGAUGUAUGAUAAUUCAAGAAAGAUGUUAUCAGCUCCAGUUAAUAUAAUCGAGCAUGUGAGUAUCACAGAAAAAGUUUCUAUUAAUGAUAAGUUAGAAAAGUCAGUUCAAAAUGAGUUUUAUGCAUUGGUUGAAGAUUUUAAGGAUAUUUUUGCGAAAGAUAAAUAUGAUAUUCCGGUGUCAAAACUGCCACCAGUAAAAAUUCAAUUGAUAGACGAGUCUCCAAUUUUCUGUUCACCAUACAAAUUCGCUGCU
This is a messenger RNA of Nilaparvata lugens (brown planthopper), 3138 nucleotides long. RefSeq lists its product as uncharacterized. NCBI's taxonomy places the organism in Eukaryota, Metazoa, Arthropoda, Insecta, Hemiptera, Delphacidae. The record is from RefSeq and is a predicted model, not a curated record. The coding region runs from base 143 to 1672 and encodes 509 amino acids. The transcript is spliced from 2 exons.